AUGUUAAAGAAUUUAUCACGAGCUGCCGGUUGGUAUUUCAACACUUGUACUACUUUCAACAGAUUUAUUGGUACUGGUUCUGCUAAAAAUAAUAAUAAGAUGGUUAAAUUUUUAACGCAAACAGAGGCAAUAAAUGUUGAUAAAGAUUUAUUUGACAAGUAUAAAUUUAGCGUCGAUCAAUUGAUGGAACUGGCGGGUCAAAGUUGUGCAAUUGCUGUUGCCAAAACUUAUCCAAUGGUUAACAGUACAAAGGCUCGGGUUUUAGUAUGCUGUGGUCCUGGUAAUAAUGGUGGAGAUGGAUUGGUGUGUGCUAGACAUCUAAAGCUAUUUGGAUAUCAUCCUGAGGUCUAUUAUCCCAAGAAAACUACCAAUAAAUUGUAUGAAAAUCUAUUACAUCAAUGCCGAGAGAAUGAUAUUCUUGUUAUAGAUGAUGUUAAGGGUAUAAAAGACACCAAGGAGUACAGUGUGAUUGUGGAUGGGUUGUUUGGAUUCAGCUUCAAGCCUCCAGUCAGGUCUGAGUUUGUUUCUAUUGUUGAUUUAUUGAAGACUACUGCUACACGAAUUUUCAGCAUAGACAUUCCAUCUGGCUGGGAUGUUGAGAGUGGCCCUCCAGAAGAGGGAAUCAAACCAGAUGCUUUAAUUUCACUUACAGCUCCGAAAAUUUGUGCUAAAUUUUUUGAGGGGAAGUUUCAUUAUCUAGGGGGUAGAUUUGUACCCAAAAAACUUGAAGAAGAAUAUAAUUUACAGCUACCGGAGUAUCCUGGUACAGAACUUGUUGUUUUGCUCUGA
Molecule: messenger RNA, 789 nt
Organism: Cotesia congregata
Lineage: Eukaryota; Metazoa; Arthropoda; Insecta; Hymenoptera; Braconidae
Source: the annotation of a GenBank genome assembly